UGGUUUGGUGGGAGAAAUAAAGCCAUCCCGGCCGAGAGCCGCAACAUGCAUCGGGCUAUCGCCCAUGCCAUGCCAUGCCAUGCCGCGCCAAAGCGGGACAGCGCGCCCUGCACGCCUUUGCACGGGGCGCACAGGACACGACGAUCCACCACCCAUCCAUGACUCGACUCAUCACCGCCGCUUCAGGCAGCAAGGGAAAGGAAAUAAAGCCGUUGGCAUGCGGACACGGACACGGCCCCGGCUCGUCACCCCGUGGCAAGGACACUGCCGCACGGUCGCACCGCACGCCGGAGACUCCCCCAGGCGAAAAAAAUGGUGGGGGACGAACGAACGGCUCGAUGCGGGCUUGCUUGUGUGGUCGGUGCUGCCGAUAAAAAGGGGCCGCGCUUGGGAACUUGACCGCACUGCACACCACCACCCCACUCCACUCUCUCCCACGCCACGCCGACUAGCUCCCUCCCCCUCUUUGCUUGCCAGCUACUAGUGCUCUGACCUCGGCGGCGAGAGAAGAGCUCGAGCUCCAUCCCGCUGCUUGCUGCAAUGGCGGCUCCUCUGGUCCUCAUGCUCUUGCUCGCCAUGUUCGCCGGCUCAGAUGCGAUGUACUGCGUGUGCAAGUCGGACGCGAACCCGGUGGCGAUGCAGAAGGCCAUCGACUACGCGUGCGGCAAGGGCGCCGACUGCACCCAGAUCACCUCCAACGGGCCCUGCUUCCAGCCCAUCUCCGUCGUCGCCCACUGCUCCUACGCCUGCAACAGCUACUACCAGAAGAACGCCGGCAUGGGCGCCACCUGCGACUUCAUGGGCGUCGCCACCCUCACCGGCGCUGACCCCAGCGCCGGAUCCUGCAAAUACCCCGCCAGCGCAAGCGGCGUGGGCACUGGAGCAGGCACCGGCGGCAUGGGCACCGGCGCUGGAGCAGGAACUGGCGGCAUGGGAACCGGCACAGGAACCAGCACCGGAACGGGCACGGGCGUCAGCACCGGCACCGGCGGCAUGGGGAGCAUGACCCCGCCGGGCGCGACCAGCACCGGGAUGCCGGGAAGCCCCUUCGGCGGCGGCGCGUACGGCCCGUCGGGCAUGAGCCCGGACUACAGCGCGGCCGUCGUCGGUCGCCGCGUGGCCGCCGCGGGGCUCCUCGUGGCGGCAGCCGCGCCGCUCCUCCUCCACUUCGUCUGAUCGGGCGGCCGCUGGUUGGCCGGCGGAAAGGCGCGUCGGCAAUGCCCGCCGCUUUUGCGUCCCGUCGGCUCGCCUUUCCGGCGUGUUUUGAUGGUCCGUUGGAUCGGGAGUACUGCUAGUAGGUGCUAGGGUUUGUCCAUGGGUGGUACUGUUAAACUGACAUUGUUGUAUCCGCGCGCCCCCCAUGUGGAGCGUGUUUGUACCGGUGCGGUUCGUGGUGGUAGAGAUGUGAUCUAGCGGAUUCUUUUUCUUUCUCUCGUAGCGGUGGUGUUCCGAGACAUAUAAUCAUGUGUUGUCGUUC
Hordeum vulgare subsp. vulgare (domesticated barley) is the source of this 1477-nucleotide messenger RNA. RefSeq names its product PLASMODESMATA CALLOSE-BINDING PROTEIN 3-like. NCBI's taxonomy places the organism in Eukaryota, Viridiplantae, Streptophyta, Magnoliopsida, Poales, Poaceae. The coding region runs from base 541 to 1176 and encodes 211 amino acids. The transcript is spliced from 3 exons. The record is from RefSeq and is a predicted model, not a curated record.